This is a messenger RNA of Diaporthe batatas, 681 nucleotides long. RefSeq lists its product as uncharacterized. Bases 1 to 681 code for a protein of 226 amino acids. NCBI's taxonomy places the organism in Eukaryota, Fungi, Ascomycota, Sordariomycetes, Diaporthales, Diaporthaceae. The record is from RefSeq and is a predicted model, not a curated record. The transcript has 8 exons.
AUGGGGACUACCUGGGCUCUCAACGCAGGUCUGGACCACGGCGGAUUGAGCGGAGCUGGUGGCGAACUCCCUGAUGUCAGAUUAUUCGACCAGCAAGGGCAUAAAAUCGGACAUGCAUUCGACCCCGGAACGGCGACGACGGAACAAUUGCCACAUGGUACUCCCAACUGCCUGUGGAUAGAUCAAGAUGGCAGUCAGCCUGCCACAGCUUUUCAGGUUAACUGGCCUGAUAUGAAACCACUCGAAGACGAUAAUCGUGUUGGUAAGAAGGCUUAUGAUAUGUGUCACUCACCAAGUUUCCACAUUUAUCAACACCUGGACCCUGCGCACAUCGUGAUCCACAAACGAAACGAUGCUGAGGCCGCUGGAGUGUACAACUCAGAGCAAACACCUCCUCGCAAACGUAACAAGCCUCGAAGAUCGGUUGCAGAAGCAAAGCUUGCCUUUGACAAGAAGUACAGCAAUAUGCUCGUGAUAGAUGAUCUGCCUUCUCACACUGCCCGGAGCCUCUGCGAGUCCAAAUCGUCAGCUGGGCCAAAUUUUGUGAACCCUGAGCAUGGCUACUACUGCGACAUGAAGGCGAAAGCUAUCCAUCCUGUGUGUUCUGGAGCCCAUAAUCCGCGCCGGAACAACACCUUUUGUUUUGACAUGGAGCAGAACGAACUCGGUAAGCACGUUUGA